Molecule: messenger RNA, 5586 nt
Organism: Thermochaetoides thermophila DSM 1495
Lineage: Eukaryota; Fungi; Ascomycota; Sordariomycetes; Sordariales; Chaetomiaceae
Exons: 1
Coding region: 1-5586 (1861 amino acids)
Source: RefSeq, a predicted model, not a curated record
AUGGACGACGAACCCGAGCGCACCAUCAUCCUCGACCUCGGCUCGUCUCCUGAUCCGCUCAUCGACCCGGUGCUGAGCCCGCCCAUGGUUAACAACAGCGCCAUUAAGACCUGGUCGCCCGCCGCCAAACGCCUGUACACCCUCAACCCAGAUUCCGUAUCUCGACCGCGACCCUCGCCCCGCCGCUCGCCGCGAAAGCGUACGUUUGAACUAGACGUCGGCGACGAGCGCUCGCCCCAGCGCCUGCGCGUUACCGUCGAGGCAGACCCUGCGGGGAGCAGCCCUAGGAACGAUAGCACGCGUCGACGCUUGUUUCGGUCGCCUACCCCGGGAGCUGGUCGCAGAAAGUCGACAGCGAUGCGCGAGACCACAAUCACCACGACCGUGCCCGUGCGCGGGCUGAGCGACGAUGAGGGGGACGCUGUGACGCCAGGAAGAAGGGCUCCGAGGAGAGCGGGGACACCAGUGGCGACGACAGGGAAGAAAAAGAGGCCUGGCACGCCGGCAAGACGGCGCGAUAGUCGCGCGUUUGAAAUCUCGCCGAGAAAGGAUGUGCUCGUAGAGGAUAUGGAUGUUGAUCCGGGGACGCCAGGGCCAGCGGUGCCGGGGAGUGUUUCGACGGCGAAGCGCGCGACCAAGAGGAAAGUUGUCUCGCCUGCGCCGGCGAGCCAGCCGAGGAAGAGGGGACGGCCUAGAAAGUCGCAGGCUGUACCGCCGGCAGGGGAGGAUAAGGAGAAUGAUGGAGUAGUUGAGGAGGGGAAGGGGAAGGGGGUUGUGUCUGAGGAUAUCAGUAAUGCUAUUAGAGACAGCCGGGCUGGCGAAAAUAACCUGGAGUCGGAUAUCUGGCUUGCUUCGCUGUCUGACCAGCCGACGCCAGUACCGGCGAGAAGGCAAACACAAAGGGAGCCGGAACUCCCGUCGCGAAACGAGCCUCCGUUCGAACCACAGCCCGAGCCACCGCGAGACGAGCCCCAGGAUCAAGGAGCGCACGACUGGCCCGAACUACACGACGCCCCCGGCGGCGACUGGAGCGACCGCGAGUCAGACGGUGAGCGUCGUGAUCAUGACGACCGAGAUCUACACCAAGACACAAUCAUGGCCGGCGAAGGAUUCACCAUGAUCUCCAUACACUCCCUGCCCUCAAUGCAGCUUAAGUCUAGUCAGCGACUGCUCGAUCCACCGCAGGAAGAGGGGGAGGAGGACAAAGAGCUGGACGAGGAAGCAAACCAAAUUAUCAACAGGACAUUAGAAUCUCUUAGGCAGAGCUUGAACAACAGGUCGAGUCAAUUGGGCCCCCAGCCGCCUGCGAAUGCGGAUUCGAAUCCCCAGACCGCCGAACCUGAGACGCGCCUAAAUGAAGAGCCUGAACAGGCGCCUGUCGAGCCAGAACCUGAGCAAGUACCCGAACCUACGCAUCACGAACCAUCAUCCCCCUCCCCUCAGCCCGCACCGGCCUCGAGCUCCCCUCACGAGAAGAGUUUCCUCCUCGAAAAGCCCCGUCGGCCGCGCCGCUCACUCAACCCACUCCAGGCCACACAGCCCAACGAAACCCUCAACUCUCGCGUCUACAAGAGCUCAUUCUCUUCGAUCCCCUCCGUCAUCCUUGCCAGCCCGACUCCAGGCCCGUCUUCCUCGGAGCAGCAGCCCGAAGCAGAGGCUGAGGCUCCUCAUGAGGAGGAAGAAAAAGAAGACAUCCAGCCGUCCAUCGAGCGGCCCUCAAGAGUACAUGACCCCCAACAACACCUUGAUCAUAGCAGGAUGUUGACACCUGAUGAGACUCCCUCGCCUGUGCCGAGCGAGCAGGGCGGCCACGACGAUGUUCACGAGCACGAACCGGAGCCGGAUUCCGAACGACAGCCGUCGUCGUCCCCGCUACCAGAGCCCCCCCGGCCGCAAUUCGAGCAAUUACCACCACAACUCCCACGACAACCCCAUGAGAACGAGCAACCAGAACUCCACUCUUCCCCCCCAACAACCCGCCCCCCUUCCGCAAACCUCCCCCUUCCAAGGACCAGUGGGCAUCUCCGCGCCCCCUCAACCGAAACCCCCGUCGACCAACUUGCUCCCUUCGCUGCCCCUCCUCCUGUGCUCCUGCCCGAGCCGGCGCAGCCUCUCUUGCCGCAGCCCACAACGGGCAGAGCAACGAGGCCGUCGCUCUCCCCAAUUGUCAGAGCGGGCAGGGCGCUGCAGAUUGUUACGAGCGACCCGCCUUCGCCGCCGGGAGGGGGAAGUUUGUUGGGGAGUCCGUUUAAAGGGAGUUUUAGUAGGAGGAGUGCUUCCCCUGGGGCGAGCCAUCCUCCGACGACUACCUCGGAGAGGAGGACGAGGAGUAGGUCGAGCUCCCCCGAGCAGGAGAAAGAAGCAGAGCAAGACCACAGCAACGAGGUCAGCGGUGGGCAGGACAGCAGCGGUGGUUGGACGUGGGGCGGUGACAAGGCAACUACAACUGCACCGGCGGCGGCGGCGGUGCCUUCGUCCCCCUCAAAAUCCUGGCUUGCCCCGCUUACGCAGCUUAAGGAUUUUGUUACGCGGACGGCGGCACAGGCGUUAGGGUCGUCGUCGCCUAGACGGGGAAGGGGGGAUGAUGGUUCUGCUGCACCAGAGGCAACUACGGCUGCGGUGAAGUCGAGUGUGGAGGGGGUGAUAGAUGACCCAUUUGGACCCGACCCGGAGGAGAAUGCUGAACAAGGGGGUAGGAGAACCUUGUUUAGCGGGCCGGGGAGGGGGAAUCGCUGGCGGGCGGAGAGAGAGAGGUUAGAGAGGGAAUGGGAGGAGAGAGAGCAACUCGAAAGGGACAAGCUGGAGAGGGAGGAGAGGGAAAGGUCGAGGGCCGCCGAAAAGGGGCAGAGGGAACGGGAACGUGAGAGGAACAGGUUAGCUGCGGAAAGGGAAAGGAAAGAGAGGUUGGAGAGGGAGAGGAGGAUUGCCGCUGAGAGGGAGAGGCUGGAGCAAGAGAGGUUGGUUGCCGAGCGGGAGGCUAGAGAGGCGGCUAGGUUGGUUAGAAGAAGAGGGGAGGAUGAGAUGAGUUUGGAUGGGAGUCCACGGCAUGAGAGCGAGAAGGAGGAGCCGCGGAAGGAGCCUGGUCGGCAGACUUCGAGAGAGUCUUUCUCUCGGCUUAGUCGUGAGCAACCGUCUGAGACUCAGCCUGAAGUCAAUGGCCCCGAGCCGAUGCAAGUCGACCAAGCACAAGGGGAAGACGAGGACUCCGACGAAGACAUCUGGGCCAUCGAAGCCGAGCGCUCUGCGUCCAUGACCGCCCCGAACACAACCACUACCACAGCCCUCCCUCAACAACGCCGCGAGCCUGUGGCUACCUCUCAUGCCCCUGCUCCUGGGCCUGCUCCUGCCCCUCGCAGACCCUCACCCCAAGAUACCUGGCACCGGGACAACAGGCCACAGACCUACACCGACGAGGCACAACCUUCAUCUGAGGCAAACGGCAACGGCCCCUUGCAACCUCAAACUCAGUCCCAGCCCGAAGCCAGGCGGCAGUCCUCCCCUAACGAUGAGAUGAAUGGGGACGAGGAGCUCGAAGGAUUCAGCAUGGUCGCCCGUAACAACCGACCUGAGCCGCCCCGUCCAACCUUUACGAAGCCCGUCAAAACCAAGCCAAACUUGGACAGCUUUUUCUCGUCACCGGCGACGCUACCUGAUAUUACGCAGGCGUCGAGGGGGUUGUUUGGAAUGAGGGCGGGGGAUGCUACGACGCAGCAACAGCAAAGUGUGUCGAGGCCGGAAGUUGGGACCGGAACGGUCAGCGGCACAGGUACGGGUACUGGGACCGGGGGAGGGCUGUUCUCACGUUACCUCCAGCCUCGUCGGGAGCAAGAAUCCCACCAGCAGCAGCGAGAACCGGAACUGGAGGAGGAAGAGGAGGAGGAGCCAGAAGAGGAGAUGCCCCCUCCAUCCGUCCCGCAGAAAGAAUUCCACAUCUCCCGAGAGCGCAGCAUGGACCUGUUCUCAUCCUCGCCCAUGCGCAACCCCACACCUGCAAAGCACUUGCUUAGGAAAGCGAUUGUCCAGGCGCAGCAGCCGAUCACUAGGGGGAUGUCGCCGAGUUCGGAUCUGUCGUUCCAGGACCAGGAUGAGGAUCACCAUGGUCGGGAGGAGGUGCGUGGGGAGAUGCAGACAAGGAGGGAGAGGGUGAGUAAAGGGGAUGGGACUGCCGUUGGGCAGAACAAGUCCACAGCCACCACUGCAGCGGGAACGUCAGUUUUUGCCGAGAACAGCCAAAUCGACGAUUUCUUCGCGCAAUUCAAGCCUGCGGGCUGGGGACGUGGACGCAGUCGACAACCUCAAUCUCAAAUCCAGCAGUCCCAACCUACUCCUGAACCAGAACCCCAGCCACCCUCCCAACCUCACCAACAACCCCAAUCUGACCACCGGCAACACCGCCAAGCUUUAGCGAACCACUACGAUGAUUCUGACUCUGACUCAAUCCCCCCACCCCCGGUCCUCCGUCCCCUUCCUAACCACCGCGAGGCAUCCCCUACAAAAUCAGCCUUGCGUUCGCCGCUCAAACCAAAGACGCCUGGCCCGGUGGUCGAGUUUACGAGUAGUACCCUUUCACCGAAUGAGCAGGCUCGGAGGAGGGCGGAGCGGCGGAAGGAAAGGGAACAUGAGAGGGAGGAUGGACGGCAGAGCAGGCAGGGACAGCGAUUGGAGGAGAUGGAGAUGGAGAGGGGACGAGGGGGUAGGGUUAAUGGACGAAGGUAUGAAGAAGAGGAGGAGUUGCCUGAGUCGGAUGGGGAGGUUGAGGCAGAUGGGGGGCAUAGGGAAAGGGAGUUGGAUGAAGGGAAGUAUGACUAUGAGUAUGAAGAAGAGGUUGAACAGCCACGGCAGCGCUCAGCUGCUCCACAGCCGGAGCAUGGGUCUGAGUCUGAGUUUGAGCAUGAGGUAGAGCAGGAGGAACAGGAGUCUGACUACGACAACGAAGAGGAAGAAGAAGAAGAAGAAACAGAAGAAGAAGAAGAAGAGGAAGAAGAAGAAGAGGAGGAGGAAGAGGAAGAGGAAGAGGAAGAGGAAGAACGCCCCCCUCUUUCCUCCCGCAUCGCGAGCAAAUUCGCCAAUUUGUUUGCCCGCCGGGCUACCCUGCUCGCAACACCCUCUCACCCCACGACUAACGUCCCCGACUCCCCUAGACCCGAACCCGAAUCUCAACAACGUCGUCCACAACCUGACGACGACGAUACCUGGACAAGAACUCACUGGCUCCUCCUCGACUCCCUCCUUCAAUCCCGCAAACAAGGCACGCUCUACUUUCAACUUCACCUCGCCAACCUACAACGCCGACACAACCGGCACUCCCGUCUGGAACCCGACCCCGAACCGGUGUUCAAAACCCCCGGCCGAAGCAUCUCCUCCUCUGGCGGCUCCUCACGCCAAAGAUUGCUUGGCAAGGUGGUUACUUCUCAAGGCGAACGGAUGACGAUUGAGGGGUGGCAUCUAGAUGUCGUGGAGGGAUUUCUGGAAUUGCAGGAAAAAGAAGGGAAUAAAUGGGGGGCAGAGGAGAUUGUGAAGAGGGUGUUUGCGCUGCUGGUGGGAGAGGAGAGACGGCGGAGGGGGUUGGUACCGAAGAGGAGAUGA